Molecule: messenger RNA, 888 nt
Organism: Rotaria sp. Silwood2
Lineage: Eukaryota; Metazoa; Rotifera; Eurotatoria; Philodinida; Philodinidae
Source: the annotation of a GenBank genome assembly
AUGAUUAUUUUAUUUUCAAAUAUUCAUGGACAUUGUCUAAUAUUAAAUCAUCAUGAUAAAAAUAGUAAUAUUAAUCAAUGUGAAUUGCAUCAAUUUAAUUAUCAAGGUUAUUCACAAUGUUUAAGAUGUUACAUUAAUGCACCAAAGAUAUCAUUAGAAAAUAUUACACUAAAACUGAAAUGUUCACCAAUAUUAGAUCUUCAUUGUAUAGAUUUAUAUUUUAAUGAUACUCAAUCAUAUGAAAAAUUUUCUUUAGAAAAUAUUAAUUUAAUCAAUAAAUUGUUUGAUAAACACCAAUAUACUCGUUCAGAAAAACAAAAUUCUCUUAAUAUUCAUAUUAAAUAUGAUAUACUUUAUGAAUUAUCUUUUGAUACAUUUCGAUCAUUUGAUGAUGUAAAAAAUCGAAGUUAUCAUGGAUUACAAUUCGAAUUAAACAAUCAUCAUAAUCAAUUAACACUCAAAAUCAAUCAUGACAUACAAAAGAUGACAUUAUAUGGAUUACAAAUAACGAUUUAUUGUGGUUUCAAAGGAUUGUAUCAAUAUUAUUAUGUACCUGGAUCUGCACGCAUCUCACCAGUAGAGUCACUUACAUGUGAAAUUCCAACAACUACUUCUCCUAUUACAUCCAGCAUCUUUACAGAAAUAACUAAUCUAACAUUCAGUACUAUUCGCUUAUCAACAGCAUCUACAAAACAUGUUCGAUACAAGCUCGUAACUUUUUUUAGUUUAGUCGGAAGUGGAAGUUUUAUAUUUUGCUGUAUACUUACUGGCUGUUUAUACAUAUUAUGUAAACAAAGUAAUCGAAAAUAUGACAUAAAUAUUGAACGAAGAACAAGUAUAGCAUCUAGUAUAACUGAUUCAAUAUCAAGCGGUAGAAGUUUUAAUUAG